GUUUCUCUCUCUACUUCCUCGUAUAUCGCCAUCUCUUCCUCUCCUCCAUUUCUUGCUAUCCAAGAAAAUAACGAAGCCGAACAAAAAAACAGCAAACCCUAAUCUCGUCUCUCUGGAAAAUUCUCUCCUCAAAUCUCCCAUACACGUUUCUCUGAUAUCUCCGCGAUCCUUCCAACAAAGCUGCGAUUUUUUUUGUUUCGGAGAAAUUUUCCUGUAAUGGGAAGGAGGAACUCGAAGUGGAAUCCAUGUUUCUGCAUUUCGGAGAUUGCGAUUUCGUUCUUCUUCUUCGUCUUCUUCCUCCUCGCGGUGAUUUCGCCUCGUCAAGUAGUGUGCCAAGAUAAUCCCACGGCGAAUCGCCUGUUUAACCAGUUCGUGUUCGACAAACUGUCCAAUCUCACCGAGGUUUUCGAGGCUGACAUCAAGCGAGAGCUCGGAUUCUGCAUUACCGAUGUGAAACGUGAUUAUAACGAGGCAUUUAAUUUCUCGGCUAAGCCCGAAUUCUUAAACGCCUGUGCUAAAACCACGAAAGGCGACAUGAUGCAGAGAAUUUGCACGGCUGCAGAAGUGAAGAUAUACUUCAAUGGCUUGUUCGAAGGUGGAUCCAAGAGGUCGUCCAAUUACCUGAAGCCGAACAAGAACUGCAAUCUCUCGUCUUGGAUCACAGGUUGCGAGCCCGGAUGGGCAUGCCGAACUGCUAAAGAUCAGAAAGUCGAGCUCAAAGACGACAAGAACGUGCCUGUCAGAACUCAAGUUUGUGCGCCGUGUUGCGAAGGUUUCUUCUGUCCUCGCGGCAUUACUUGCAUGAUACCUUGCCCUUUAGGCGCAUUCUGUCCACUUGCGAAGCUCAACAGAACUACAGGACUAUGCGACCCAUACCAUUACCAGCUUCCGUCAGGACAGCCAAAUCACACGUGCGGUGGAGCAGAUAUUUGGGCUGACAUUACCAGUAGUGGCGAGGUCUUCUGCUCAGCCGGCUCGUUCUGUCCGUCUACUAUCCAAACUCUUCCUUGCACUCGAGGACAUUACUGCAGGGCAGGUUCUACAGCAGAACAAAAAUGUUUUCGGCUGGCGACAUGCAAUCCAAGGUCUGCAAAUCAGAAUAUCACAGCUUAUGGAAUCAUGCUUUUUGCCGGGCUAGGUUUCCUGCUCAUAAUCUUCUACAAUUGCUCUGACCAAGUGCUUGCAACUAGAGAAAGAAGGCAGGCGAAAUCCAGGGAAAAAGCAGUGCAAAGUGUGCGGGACUCACAAACUCGUGAAAAAUGGAAAUCUGCCAAAGACAUUGCAAAGAAACACGCAACCGAGCUGACACAAUCAUUCUCUCGUACAUUUUCUCGAAGGAAAUCCAUGAAACAACCUGAUCUGAUGAGAGGUCUAAGCCAGGCAAAACCUGGAUCAGACGCGGCUCUUCCACCUAUGGCAGGUGGUUCAGACACGAAAAAAGGAAAGAAGAAAGAAAAGAACAACUUAACACAGAUGUUACACGACAUUGAACAAAACCCUGAGAGUGCAGAAGGCUUUAACCUAGAGAUAGGGGACAAAAACAUAAAAAAGAAUGCUCCAAAAGGCAAGGCAUUGCAUACACAGAGUCAGAUGUUCAGGUAUGCAUAUGGCCAAAUCGAAAAGGAAAAGGCUAUGCAGGAGGCAAACAAGAACUUAACUUUCUCCGGGGUCAUCAACAUGGCAAAUGACAUCGAUAUAAGAAAGAGACCGACUAUUGAAGUGGCGUUUAAAGAUUUAACGAUCACCUUAAGAGGGAAAAACAAACAUCUUCUUAGAUGUGUGACUGGAAAAUUAUCUCCUGGACGUGUUUCGGCCGUGAUGGGUCCUUCCGGGGCAGGGAAAACCACCUUCCUUACAGCUUUAACUGGCAAAGCACCAGGUUGCACCAUGAGUGGCAUGAUUCUUAUAAACGGGAAGGUUGAAUCAAUUGAAUCCUACAAAAAAAUCAUAGGUUUUGUGCCACAGGAUGACAUAGUACAUGGGAACUUGACAGUGGAAGAGAACCUAUGGUUCAGUGCAAGAUGCAGGCUCUCUGCAGAUCUCCCGAAGCCGGAAAAGGUUCUAGUCGUCGAAAGGGUCAUUGAAUCACUAGGUCUGCAGCAUGUUCGAGACUCCCUUGUAGGGACAGUGGAAAAGAGAGGAAUCUCUGGAGGCCAGAGGAAACGAGUAAAUGUUGGGCUGGAAAUGGUGAUGGAACCUUCACUUCUGAUAUUAGAUGAACCUACAUCGGGUCUUGACAGCUCAUCUUCUCAAUUACUUCUCAGAGCCCUUCGCCGUGAAGCUCUUGAAGGAGUAAACAUCUGCAUGGUCGUCCACCAACCCAGCUAUACUCUGUUCCGAAUGUUCGAUGAUCUGAUACUGCUGGCAAAGGGUGGAUUGAUAUGUUACCAAGGAUCAGUUAAGAAAGUUGAAGAAUACUUCUCGAGCAUGGGGAUUAAUGUCCCCGAUCGUGUUAACCCUCCUGAUUACUACAUUGAUAUCUUGGAGGGCAUAGUAAAGCCAAGUACAAGUUCGGGAGUGAACUAUAAGCAGCUUCCGGUGAGAUGGAUGCUUCAUAACGGUUAUCCCGUCCCUAUGGACAUGCUAAAGAACGUUGAAGGAAUGCCUGCUUCUGCUGAGAACUCUGCCCAUGGAGGCAGUGUGGGAGCAGCAGAUGGACAAUCUUUCGCAGGGGAGUUCUGGCAGGACGUCAAGGCAAAUGUUGAAAUUAAGAAAGAUCAUUUGCAAAAUAACUUCACCAGUUCUGGUGAUUUAUCCGAAAGGGUAGUACCAGGUGUAUCUCAGCAAUACAGAUAUUUCUUAGGAAGGGUAGGAAAACAAAGACUACGAGAAGCCAGAACGCAAGGUGUAGAUUACCUGAUUCUUUUACUGGCCGGUAUCUGCUUAGGAACGCUUGCCAAAGUGAGCGAUGAAACAUUUGGAGCCAUCGGCUACACAUACACAGUCAUUGCUGUUUCUCUGUUGUGCAAGAUUACUGCUAUGAGAUCCUUCUCUCUGGAUAAACUACAUUACUGGAGAGAAACCAGAGCCGGAAUGAGCAGCCUCGCUUACUUCAUGGCCAAAGAUACAAUUGAUCACUUCAAUACCAUCAUCAAGCCAUUAGUCUAUCUCUCCAUGUUCUACUUCUUCAACAAUCCAAGAUCAACCGUCACAGACAAUUAUGUUGUCCUGAUCUGUCUUGUCUACUGCGUGACUGGCAUAGCGUAUGUCCUGGCCAUAGUUUUCGAGCCUGGUCCAGCUCAACUGUGGUCAGUGUUGCUACCAGUGGUUCUGACUCUGAUUGCAACCCGGAAGAACGAUAACAAAUUCGUAGAUUCGCUUUCAGAUUUUUGCUACACGAAAUGGGCUCUCGAGGCAUUCGUGGUAUCAAACGCUCAAAGAUAUUCAGGAGUUUGGAUAAUCACAAGAUGCGGAUCGUUGAUGGAGAACGGGUACAACAUCAAGAACUUUCCCCGCUGUCUGAUCUUCCUCGUCCUAACCGGUAUUCUCAGCCGUGCUGUUGCAUUCUUUUGUAUGGUAACCUUCCAAAAGAAGUAGAUAUAACUUUCUCUCGAAGAUUUCUUCCCCUUCCACCUGCAAAACCCGGGGGGAAAAAACAUCCAAACACGCAUUUCCCCCCGUCUCACUCCGAGAAGAUAAACCGAGGAAUCGGAGCAAAGGCAUGAACUUUACAAGUGAGAGCUGACACCAUUCUCUCAGGAGAUCAAGCCCGGAUUUUCUGUUCAUAUGUAGUUUCCGUAAGCAGAGUUCUGUAUUCUUUAUGUGUUGUAUAUCUUCCCUUCAUUCUUUUAUAGAUACUGUAGUGGCCAUAGAAGAACACAACUAGCAAAUUUUUUUUCUUUUUUUCUUUCUUUCUUUCUUGGAGGAUUUGAUUUUCUGACCGUAGAUUUCAUAUAUCCUAAGAUUCAAAGGCAAUGAUGAAUUUAUCUUCAGCAUAAACUUGCCAUCUUGUAAUGAAAUCUCUUCUUUGAUUUUUCA
This is a messenger RNA of Tarenaya hassleriana, 3978 nucleotides long. RefSeq names its product ABC transporter G family member 28. The record is from RefSeq and is a predicted model, not a curated record. The transcript is spliced from 14 exons. NCBI's taxonomy places the organism in Eukaryota, Viridiplantae, Streptophyta, Magnoliopsida, Brassicales, Cleomaceae. Gene Ontology annotation, molecular function: ABC-type transporter activity; ATP hydrolysis activity; ATP binding. Bases 217 to 3537 code for a protein of 1106 amino acids.